Molecule: messenger RNA, 2814 nt
Organism: Cyphellophora europaea CBS 101466
Lineage: Eukaryota; Fungi; Ascomycota; Eurotiomycetes; Chaetothyriales; Cyphellophoraceae
Exons: 2
Coding region: 1-2814 (937 amino acids)
Biological process (GO): regulation of DNA-templated transcription; DNA-templated transcription
Cellular component (GO): nucleus
Molecular function (GO): DNA-binding transcription factor activity, RNA polymerase II-specific; zinc ion binding; DNA binding
Source: RefSeq, a predicted model, not a curated record
AUGGCGCAAGAAGAAUCACCGCAGACUCCUUCUAGUGACGAUUUCUUCAACCAGCCGGUCUCGUCAAAUCAGAGUGCCGGUCAGCCCACUUCACAACCAGUCCCGCCCAACGAAUCUAUACCGCGACCCAAGCGCAUAGCCUGCAUCUUGUGCCGGAAAAGGAAACUCAAGUGCGAUGGCUCCAAGCCAAGCUGCAGCACUUGCUCGCGACUGGGACACAAUUGUGAAUACAAUGAGGAGAGGAAGAAAUCCGGCCCCAAGCGCGGCUAUGUGAAGUUGUUGGAAGCCCGACUUAAGCAGGUCGAGAAUCUGCUCGAGACCAGGGACACACCUUCCAAUAAUGCAGUCCCCGCCACCGAUCCGGACAGAAUCACCAUACCUGGGGACCAGAUACCAGCCGAUCCAUCCAUGCAUAUGAACCUCGAUCCCUCCUUUACCGACCCUACCUUGAUCCCCGGGGACUCUGCAUUUGCCUUUGGCGGCGCUGAUGACUUCUCCUGGGAAAUGAUCGGCCUGGGGCUGGAAGAGGCGCUACCAUCGCCGGAAGUCGUGGACGAACUCAACCAGAUUUAUUUCGAGAAGAUACACCCUUCGCUACCCAUGAUACACAAAGCACGUUUCUAUGCCGCCAUGGAGCUGGCACCACAUAUGCGACCCGCUGUGUGCUUGAGAUAUGCUAUGUGGGCUCAUUCGGCGUCGGUCACUGCCAAAUACUAUUCAUUUGCCGAGCAUUUUUACGCCCGAGCGCGGAAGUAUGCUGAACAGGAUGAAAUGCGGGGGCACGGAGAAAGCAUCAUCACUCUUGCGCACUGCCAGGCUUGGACUUUGCUGGCGUGCUACGAGUUCAAGCUGAUCUACUUUCCCCGCGCUUGGAUGAGUAUCGGCAGAGCAGCCAGUCUGGCCUUGAUGAUGGGCUUACAUCGCCAAGAUCGAGUUGGCCUGGAUGUCAAACAGACGCUGCCUCCGCCCCGGGAUUGGAUCGACCGAGAAGAACGGAGGCGAACAUUCUGGAUGGCUUUCUGUCAGGACAGAUACGCCAGCAUUGGCACCGGCUGGCCCAUGAGAAUAGACGAGCAGGACAUUUUGACAAAUCUACCGGCCAGCGACGAGGCGUUUCAUUCAGGCAAGUCAGAGCAAACAGGCCAACUUGCAGACAUACUCAACGGCCUGGGAACCGACACCAUUUCUUCAUUCAGCGGAGUCAUCCUCAUGGCAACUUUAUACGGCCGGAAUUUAACGCAUUUACACCGUCCCAAUGAUAACGACAAUGAUCACGACCUGAAUGGCGAGUUUUGGAAACGGCAUCGUCAGCUGGAUAAUAUUCUUCUCAACAUUUCACUUUCCAUGCCGUCCACGCUUCGACUUCCCGGAGCCCUCAACGACGCCAAUGCUAUUUUCUGUAAUAUGAAUAUUCACACCGCAGCCAUCUGCCUUCACCAAGCCGCCAUUUUCAAAGCUGAUAAGCAUCAGCUCCCCGCACAGAUCAGCGCCGAGUCUAAACGCCGCUGUAUUGUCGCCGCGGAUCAAGUCACCAACAUUAUGAAGAUGAUCAGCCAUCUCGAUCUCUCCCUCAUGAAUCCUUUCCUCGCUUUCUGCCUGUACGUUGCCGCACGUGUCUUCGUCCAGUACCUCAAGUCCCGCAAAGAAGAUCAAACCGUUAUGUCCGCUCUUCAAUUCUUGCUCUCUGCCAUGCACGUUCUGAAGGUCAAAAACCCACUUACUGAAUCUUUCCUUGUGCAACUUGACGUCGAUCUCGAAGGUAGUGGCCUUAACAUCCCAACUUCUGCAUCGCGCUAUAAGUUUGGACAACAGCGUCCUCCUGGUGAGAUUCCUGUUGGCACCGAUGCCGUCCACUGCGUCCCGCUGUACGAGAUCCGUGAGUCGCAGACCGUGGGACAGACGGACCGGCAAUACGGCGGGGCCGCCACCAACAAUUCCAACAAGAACACUGCAGAGAGCGGCGGAGAUUAUCACCAUCCCUGGCCAACCAACAACAGCUCCGCCUCCGAGUACCCAAACCUCUACGGAAACCUCAACACUAACAACCCUUCACCGGGCACCAAUUCCGCACAGCGUCCGCGCGGCCCACAUGGCCAACAAGAAAAAAUGGCUCACUUUGGUCCGAUACCCGACUUCAACGGCGCUGAUGACCUGGUUUUCGGCACUGGCCAGCACGCGCACAACAUGCCCACACAAGUGCCACGCGGCGGCGGCGUCAACUCGUCCUCGGGCCCAAGCCCCAACUUCAGCAGCAAUGGUACCAAUACUCUGAGCGCUUCCGGUGGUGACAGCUCGCACUCGGGGCAGCCAACGCCCAGUACCACGAGUCUGCCCUACCACGGAGGCGACUUCACGCCGCCGGACGGGGUGGGAGGCUUGUUCGGCGGUGGCAGCGGUAGUAGCAAUAGUAAGAUGGGCCAGAACGCGCACGGAGGAAGUGGUGGAGUUUCAGCAGCAGCCGGUAGUGGAGGGGAUAUGGGUCAGAGCUAUUUCGACGCCAAUACUGAUCCACUCGCGGGCAUCCGCGUCUUCGGCAUGGACCCGGGUCAGAGCUGGAACAUGAAUCUUGGGGCACGCGACCAGAAUGGUAACAGUAACAUUAAUAACGCCGGCGGAACGGCUCCGAGUGGCGACCAGCAACAGCAGCAACAAACCCAGACGCCCAUGACGGACUUUGGCUUCGGCCGGACGGGCAUGACUCCUGGAGCUACAGGCAUGACGCCCUUACCGGAGAGUCUGUGGGCGCACGCGGAGGGGGGCGAUUGGAUGUAUGGCGGGUGGGGUGCAGGCGGAGGAGGGGGUAAUGGUACUUGA